AAGAAAAUCUUUGUUGCGAUUGCGAUACAAGUUUGACAGUCUCAUUCAAGGUCUUGACAGCAGCAGAAGGGCAUUAAAGAGAAAGGAAUUAACAUAGUCUCAAAAAGUACAUAGACAAAGCUUGUUGAGACGAAAAAAAUUACAAAAAUAUGGCUGGAUCAAGUGGGCGUUACGUCAAAACAAAAGGUUCGAAUCCAUUUUUCGACGAAGAUGACGACGUGGAUGAUGACGAAUUCCUGAAGCGAGCACCAAACAGGUUUAACGGCUUUGGAGGAAAAUUAGCCAGCAGUUUAUCUGGCGGAAAUAACAGUUUCCAACCUCUGGACGGUGGAGAAAAUCAGAACAGUGCUGAAGAACGUAGACGGCAACUUCUUUUGGAAAAGCAGAAAAUAGAAGAACGAACUUUACAGGCAUCAGGUCGUGCUAAAGGAGUUUUGUAUGAAACUGAGCAAAUUGGAAUCUCCACUGCAGAGGAUUUGGUAAGGCAGCGGGAACAGUUGGAAAGAACUGGCAGCAGGCUGGAUGAGAUGAAUAAUUCAUUGAGAACCUCAGAGAGACACAUACAGAAUAUCAAGAGUGUGUUUAGCAGUAUGAAAAAUUAUUUUUCAAAGCCUUCAGAGCCCAUUAAAAACUCUUCUGAAGGUUCUUUGUUAAAAAGUGGUUCCAGUAGCAGCAGCAGCAACCUAUCUAAAGUGUUGGAGCAAAGCUCUUCCCAAUUCGACAGAGAUUCACCGUCACAGCAACAACACCCAGCAUUGAGGAUUAAAGGGCUGGAUAAUGACUUUGGUCACAAACCUCUUUCGAAUGUUGAUGAACAGUUGGAACAAGAUCUGGGUGACAUGAGCUUAUCUCUGUCUCGCCUCAAAGGACUCGCUCAAGGAUUAUCAACUGAGCUGGAUGAUCAAAACGUUUUGAUUGAUCGGUUGCAGACCGGUGCUGACAAGGCCGAUUGGAGAAUCCAACGUCAAAACAAAGAUAUGGAACGUCUUUUGAAGAAAUGAAAAACAUUUAUGCGAGUCUAUGUUGUUUCCAACAUGUGAUAAAAGAUUAGAAAAAAGUGGGGAAAAAAAAAACUCUUUUCUUUGUUUUUAACAAUCAAUUUCUGUCUCUUUCUUGCGCACCGCAUCAAUAAAUUGCAGCACACCCCCAGUGUGUAUAUAUAUAUUAUAUAUUCAUUGAACAAUACAUUUAGGUAAAACAUGGA
Molecule: messenger RNA, 1204 nt
Organism: Daphnia magna
Lineage: Eukaryota; Metazoa; Arthropoda; Branchiopoda; Diplostraca; Daphniidae
Gene: Snap29
Product: synaptosomal-associated protein 29
Exons: 3
Coding region: 150-1001 (283 amino acids)
Biological process (GO): exocytosis; synaptic vesicle priming; synaptic vesicle fusion to presynaptic active zone membrane
Cellular component (GO): plasma membrane; SNARE complex
Molecular function (GO): syntaxin binding; SNAP receptor activity
Source: RefSeq, a predicted model, not a curated record